Alnus glutinosa is the source of this 3065-nucleotide messenger RNA. RefSeq lists its product as uncharacterized. The transcript is spliced from 10 exons. NCBI's taxonomy places the organism in Eukaryota, Viridiplantae, Streptophyta, Magnoliopsida, Fagales, Betulaceae. The record is from RefSeq and is a predicted model, not a curated record. The coding region runs from base 630 to 2495 and encodes 621 amino acids.
UUUAUUUUUCCUUUUCUUUCUUCUUUCUUCCCCCCUUCAGCAGCAGCCCUCACCAUUUCUUUCCUCUUCUUUCCUUUCCUUUUCUUCCUCCCUUCUCCCCUGUCACGCACGCACAGCAGCUCACCCGAACCCCUCUCCCUCCCCUCUUCUCCUCCUCUUCUCUCCACGCACGGCAACCCGGCCCUUUUCCUCUUCAUUUCUCCUUCCUUCUUCCAUCAUACAGCACCCCCUUCCCAUUUCCCUCUUUCUCUUCUCCUCACACACACGUUGACGAUGAGUGAGAUACACAUGGAGAGAGAGACCCGAAUUAGAGAGGGAGAGCUGGAAACCCGAGACUUGGAGAGGCUUGAGACCGGGAGAGAUCAAACGUGACCCGUGUGACCGAGUGGCCGGCUGGGGGAUGCGAUUUUCGGAGUCGUCGUCGGUGAACCCAGGAGACACGAUCUCCGGCGAAAUGAAGCAAAAUCGGUGGGAUUUCUGGUAGUUUUCCGAGAAGCUUCCAAAGGAUCGUGUCAUCAUUGGAGACUUCAAUGGGUCCUUCAAUGUAGAGUUGGAGUCGUGAGUCCAAUGCAGCCAGGUACAUUUUGGCUAAGGAGCAUAAAAUACACCCAAACAAAAUAUUUUUUUCGAUGGACCAGAGACCCCCUACUUGCGCACAUCGUGCACCACGCCUACCCGUGCCUUGCACGACUACAUCCACACCGGCGAUGUCAGCGGCACUACAUACCACACCCUGGCGACACCACCCGGACGCCUUUUAUAGACCAUUGCCCCCGGGUACGGCGAGGAUGAGCAGGUCAGAUCCCGGGCAGACGAGCACAGCUGGAUAUUCUCCUUCUCCAUACCCGCCUACCUCGACCCCGGCGAUGUCAGCGGCACUACAGACUACACCGUGGCCACACCACCCAGACGCCGUUUAUAGACCAUUGCCCCCGGGUACGGCGGGGAUGAGCAGGUCAGAUCCCAGCCAGACAAGCUCAGCUGGAUAUUCUCCUUCUUCGUACACGACGUUAUCGCAGUUGGGGAUGACCUCACCGGGUCAUAUUGAUCGAUGGUGGGCGGCAGAGUGUCAUGAUCUGAGCAGAUUCCCGUUGUACUAUCCAUACCCCCUUACACCAUCUAUGCCAGUGAACCCUGAUAGUGAGACUCAGGAUGACAGAUUCUCGCUGUCACAGCGGGGGAGGAUGCCUCUGCCGGCUAUGCGGUCGGGACAGAUGUCGGCACCGGCAGGGGGCCAGGGCCCGGCACCUGGGGAGAGUCAGGUGCCUGUAUAUGGACAAAGCCACUUGCCGCUUUCUGGGGAGGGUCAGGACCCAGAUGUGGGGGAGAGCCAGAUGCCCCAUGAGGGGGACGAUGUGAUGUUGGGUCUUGAUCAGUUGGCCCAUGAUGUCCCCCAGGAUAUGUCUUCAGAUGACGAUCAGCAUGAUGAGCCUCACCCGGCAGAUGAGGUAGGCGAGGAGCAUGCUGGCGACCCAGCGACCGAGCUCAUAGCGACCGACCAUAUUCGGCUGAUGGGGUAUAACCCAGACGGGAGCAUCUAUUUUGAGGUGAUUAAGGACCCAGAGAGAAAUUGGGUGCUCCCGAGGGGGAAGAAAGUUGUGUUGCAGUACAAUGCUGCAACACAACCCGUGGGACGAGCAUGCAAUCGUUAUAGACGGGCUGCGGGCAAGCUUUUACGGAGCGGGUCCCACAUUCACUUGCGGGACGAAUGGGCAAAGGUAGAUAAGCAGAUUAAGCGGGCAAUGUGGGAUGCCAUAAUGCAAGAAUUUUUUGUACCCGUAUCCGUCGACCAGCGUCUCGCACAGAACGAAUUCUGGGGUGAUAUGGGCCGUAAGCACCGUUCGUGGAAGUCGAAGUUGAGGACCCAGCUAAAUAUUCAAGACGGUGACACGCCAUUGACAAUACGUGCGAGAAUGCCAGAUACGUUUUUUGAUAAGUAUGACCGAACGGAUGUGGAGGACGUACUGCACGAGUGGUGCACAAAAAGAAAUCAGGCGAGGUUUGAACGAAUGAAGCGGCUGCGGGAGCAGAAUGACAUCCCCCAUAGUCUGGGGUCCAAAAGUUAUGCCAGAUUUAAUCACGAUGAGGCAACUACAUCUGGCACGCCCCCUACUCGCGCCGAGUCGUUUGUGAAGACGUACACAAGGAAAGACGGCACUUAUCUGAACGAGCGGACACGGGACCUAUGCGAGCGGAUGACACAGAGUUUGUCCACUGAUCCUGCUGCCACGGAAUCCGUUUCAUCAGAUACGGUGCGUUGGGCACCUGGCGACGCGUACGAGCAGGCAGUUGGGCGACCCGAGUAUGGGGGUAGGGUUCGGCAGGUUGGGCCGAACGUUACUCAUGUUCGCGGGACUUGUUUCUCGUAUAGGGCCCGCACACGGGGGGGACCGGCCGAGGGCACAUCUCAGGAUUGGGCUGCCAACAAAAUUGCGGAGAUGGGUAUCAUGUUACGGGCCGAGAGAGAGAGAGGAAUGACGGGUUGGAGGGCAUAGUGCGGGCCGAGAGAGAGCGGGCUGACAGCAUGGAGCAGCGCCUACGACAGUUGGAUGCUGUGGAGCAGCGCAUGCGACAGUUUGAGGCCUUCAUGUCCUCUACAGGAUUAUCGUUCGUAUGCCCUGGUGCUCAGCAGUCUUCACCUGCACACGUAGGUAGUACGUCGUCUGUUAGUAGUGCGCCUGCAGGUAAUGCGACAACGAUUGGUCCGGUGUCGCCUGUUGGACAAUUGCUGAGCCAACAAUCCCCUCUCGGGACUCCAUCGCCCGUUACACCAUCUCUUGCGGGACAAUCGCCGGUUGGCGAGUUCACACCCGGGACUGCACCUCGUGAUCCGCAGCGACGUCCUCCAGAUUUGUAGAUAUUUUGUGUAUUUUUUUUUUUUGUUAGUAACGAAUAACUUUAUUAGAUCAAGAUUUUUAAAUUUGUUAAUAUUGUUGUGUAAGUUAUUGUUGUUAGUAACGAAUACAUUUAUUAGUACAUGGUAUUCAAAUUUUUAAAUAUUGUUGUUUUGAUUAAUUUGUGUAAUUUGAUUUUGUGAUAUUUUUAAAUAAAAUAAUUUUGGAGAA